AUGGCAGGACUACUCUCAGAGUGGGUUCGUGUGCGGCAUGCAGCUCUGAGUCACUCCACGGGGGGUCCAGCCUUGGUGGAAAGAGAUCUGCAACCUCGCAGCAUGCUGCCUUUUACUCCAGAUGGUCCUGUUCGCGGGGAGAACCGUGCCAAGAUGUUGCCAUUGGACCCUUUGAGCAAGUUGAGGGAGGUGUCCCAGAAGACUGGCCGAUUGUUGGUGACCUGGACCACAGGAGGGGACUUCGCCAAAAUGGCACUGAAUCUCGCCAUGUCCAUCCGGAGAAAUGUCCCAUGGCUCGAGCACUCCUUCGCAGUGAUUUGCCUAGACCGAGAUGCAGAUCAGCAGCUCAGAGCAGAGCAGUUCACAACUGUUCUGCUGCCGGGACCUGCAGAUGAAAAUGCUGUGAAAGAUCCGUGGCAGAAUGACGACUUGUGGAAAUUCAAGUAUCGCUUGAUGGCCUCUUUGAUGACCUUGGGUCUGGCAGCCCUCGUCUUGGACACCGACGUCGUGCUCGUCUCGGAUCCUUUCCAACACCUCACGGGCGACGCCGACCUGGAGGUCAUGACGGACCUCUUCUUCCCGGACAUGCACCUUCUAAAUGUGUCCAUCCGGCCGGAAGACCACAUCAAUACGGGCUACGUCUAUCACACAGCCACUCCUUCAGCAUUAAGGUUCAUGCUUGCUUUCCUGGAUGCCUUUGAUGCCCACGAAUGGAGGGGCUUCAAGCGCGAUUGGUUCAACCAGAGAGCAUUCAACAAGCUGGUGCUGGAAUGGGUGGAUGCUGGCUCCGUCAAGGUCCUGUAUGGGCCUGGAGCCUGGUGCGCACUGCGUGGAAGCCGCACCAACGUGGGAACGGUGGCCAGGUCCAGGCAGCGCAGCUGCGUAGAGAGGACACCCACGAGUGGCGUCACCAUCCGAGUCUUGAAUCCUGCGGUCAUUGCUCAUGGCAUGAACUUCUUCUGGCGCCGUGCUCACUUGAUGCGGAGUGAAACUGGGGGUCUGCCUUUGGCGGCAGUUCAUGCAAAUGGUGUGGAGCCGAAGGAUUACUUCUUGCGUGAUCGAGGCCUGUGGUAUUUGGACGACUUCACUGAACGCUUCGGAGAAGCUCCACGGUUCUUCACCUAUGUCCACCCUCGAGGGCUGUCCUUAGCGGAAGACUUCGAGGAGGUGGCCGCAGCACUGGAGGUGGCGAUGAUGUUGCAAAGGAGAUUGGUUUUGCCAAUGACCAUGAACUGCCGUAAUUGUCCUGCCUAUGGGCCAUAUGGAUUUGCAGAGUGGGCAGACAAGAAGGACCUGGGUUGUACCUUCGACUACUUCUCCCGAGCUAGUUUGGCAAUGGGCGAGUGGCUUAAGUUUACCGUGGAGUCAGGUGUGGUUUGGCUCCCUGAAUUUCAAGAGCUCCUAAAAGCAAGGCGCCACGUGUCCGCGGCCUCGCUCCAGACGGAGCUCCGCUCGGCCGGCGGCCGGCGCCCGGCCGAACUCUUCGGAGACACCGCGGUGGUGCAGCUGGGGGAGGCCUUGCGAGUCCACGUGCUUCGAGACCUUCUGAAGCAAGCAGUCCGGGGUCAGCCGCUUGAUAGUUUGCCUUGUGCCUGGCGAGCAUGGCCUGCCACAACCUUUGCAUGUCGCAACCUGGUAGCAACAGCCUCCAAUCCUGUGACCUAG
Molecule: messenger RNA, 1665 nt
Organism: Durusdinium trenchii
Lineage: Eukaryota; Dinophyceae; Suessiales; Symbiodiniaceae
Source: the annotation of a GenBank genome assembly